AUGUGGUUUUCCAAGAAAAAGGUUUUCGUGCCAAGAGCGCAGAGCAUUUGGUGCUUGAGGUCUUGUCAUCCCCUGAGGCUCGGGCGCAAGUGGCUCACCUCUAUCAAGGGCCCGUGCACCACCUGCAAGGCCACUGCGUUAAAAAUUCCAGAGGGAAUCACAGUGGAGGAGUGGGAAGAAGUGUACUCGAAGGUUCGCUUCAAUUCUUUCCAUCUCAACGGCUGCUGUUUUCUUCCGGUGAUGGCCUUGUUCAAUCACAGCUGUGCGCCCAAUGCGGCCAUCACACAGCUGCCCCCUCAUUCGGAGUGUCACACCGCCAUGGUGGUGGUGGCAGAGCUUGGGAUAUCCAAGGGAACAGAGAUUGUGUACAGCUACAAUUCGGAUUGCCUGACUGUGCCCCUGCAAGUCCGGCGGCAGCGGCUGCUGUCCAACUGGGGCUUCCUGUGCAAAUGCAGCAGGACAGCCGGCCGGAAGCAGAUUCGGAAGUGCAGCAGAACUUAUUUUUCUGCGAUACGGAUGAGCUCGAAGAUCUUUUGUCACAAGAAAAUGGUAAAUUGCACGAUUUGCAGCUCUACCAUUCGCGGCAGGAGGCCUUGCACCUUCCGGGCCUCUCCUUCCCGGAUCGCAAGCGUCUCUUCAGCGCGCAGCUGGCGGCGGCCGUGCGCCUCUUUCCAUACCUCCACCCUACUUUGGGAGCCAUUUACGAGGAGCUCCACGACCUUUGCCAAGCGUCGGAUCAUCGAGCGCACUGUGAAAAGGUCUUCCAGUUCUACCGCCAACUGGGGGAGAAGGGGCGUCUUCCACCGUCUUGGUGGAAGAUUGGAGGCCUAUGGAGGAGCGCCACCUGGCCAGCGCUCGAAGGUGAAAAUGAGAUCUGCAAAAGAGAGAACUGUUGGCCCUGUUAUCUCUGACACCGACAGCAAGUUGGUGAAGCAACAAGAGAAGCGGAAGAAUCUUCGGCAAGGGCAGCGGCACGUCAGGGAUACCUACGGCAAUGGCAAUCAGUUGUCGGUUGUCCCCGCGGCCCCUGUCAGAGCUUCUCUCCACAAGAGGGAGCCAGCAGAUGAAGAGCAGGCCUCUGACAAUGCCUGGAAGAGACGUCCCAGCCAAGCCGUGCGAAAGAGUCGCUCGGUGGAUCCCCGCGCUGAGAACCGCUUCUCAGCAGCCAAGUUGGCGACCAAGGAGCGCCGAGAGAGUCUCCAGCAAAGGAUGCGCGAAAUGAAGCAGCCAGACCCAGAGUGUGGCACACAAUAA
This is a messenger RNA of Cladocopium goreaui, 1254 nucleotides long. The record is from the annotation of a GenBank genome assembly. NCBI's taxonomy places the organism in Eukaryota, Dinophyceae, Suessiales, Symbiodiniaceae.